Messenger RNA from Nezara viridula (southern green stink bug), 607 nucleotides. NCBI's taxonomy places the organism in Eukaryota, Metazoa, Arthropoda, Insecta, Hemiptera, Pentatomidae. The record is from the annotation of a GenBank genome assembly.
CUGAUAAUAAAGUUUCAAUUUAUAUAGCACAGAAAAUUUGGUCUUGAAAUUAAAAAUAUACUGGGAGGUUAUAUUAUGUUAUAAUUCCUUAAAUUCAAGUUACAAUUUAUCCUGAAUUUCUUCUAGAAUGGCUGCAUCUGAAUUAGCGAGAAAAGGCCCCAAGCUAGUUAAACCUAUUCUAUCAAUUGAUCAUGGUGAAGCUAGAAGAAGGGUUUUGAAUUUGUAUAAAACUUGGUAUAGACAAAUACCAUAUAUUGUUUUGGAUUUUGACAUUCCUAAGAAUAUUGAACAAUGCAGAGCUAAACUUCGAGAAGAAUUCAGAAAAAAUGCUCAUGUUAAAGAUGUCAGGGUAAUUGAUAUGCUUGUGAUCAAGGGUCAGAUGGAGUUAAAAGAAACAGUUCAUGGAUGGAAGACAAAAGGACAUGUAAUGACAUUUUUUAAGGAUACUCAAGAACCAAAACCUGAAGGUUUCUUAGCCAAGUUUAUUUCUGGAACAAAUUGAAGCAUAUCAAUUUGUUUGUAGGAACUCUUUAUUUAUGUAAAUAAUAGUUUUUUUUCUGGAUUUUUGUUUUUCUUUUAAAUUAUAUAAAUAGGUUUUUGUUUUCUA